Cyclopterus lumpus (lumpfish) is the source of this 1023-nucleotide messenger RNA. RefSeq names its product homeobox protein Hox-D9b-like. Gene Ontology annotation, molecular function: DNA-binding transcription factor activity, RNA polymerase II-specific; RNA polymerase II cis-regulatory region sequence-specific DNA binding. The coding region runs from base 1 to 1023 and encodes 340 amino acids. Gene Ontology annotation, cellular component: nucleus. The record is from RefSeq and is a predicted model, not a curated record. NCBI's taxonomy places the organism in Eukaryota, Metazoa, Chordata, Actinopteri, Perciformes, Cyclopteridae. The transcript has 2 exons. Gene Ontology annotation, biological process: anterior/posterior pattern specification; proximal/distal pattern formation; embryonic skeletal system morphogenesis.
AUGUCGCUAACGAAUUAUUAUUCCAUGAUGGGGCUCCAGACCGAGGAGCCGUACGGGGCGCAUUUCAUCCCGGCAGGCUUGCAGGGUUCGACGGCGGGCUGCACAAAGCCAGCCCGGAGAGCGGAGCUGGAGGAGCAGGAGGAGGAGGAGGAGGAGGAGGGGACCGCCGGCUCACACAUUCCGGAUUUCUCGCAUUUCUCCAACAAACAAACGGGCUUAAAUGGCUUCUCUCCCUGGGCGAACACCUCCACCUCCUCCGCGCCCUCCUCUCCGCAGCUGCAGUCCACCCCCGGCGCCUCCAUCCCGGGCCUUUUCCACCCGCACCACCUCCUGAGCCACCACCACCAGCACCACCACCACCAGCACCACCACCACCAGCACCACCCGUACUACGGCCCGCAGACGCAGACCCACGCCGAGCACCUCGCGCCGUCCGACGGCAGGUUCGUCCGCUGCUGGGAGGGGGCGACUCCCACCUCGGAGACCUCGCUGUCACACGCGCCGGCCGGCUUCCCCGGCUGCGUGCCCGCUCCGGGUGACCUCUCCGAUCCCAGCCCGAGGUACGAGGCGGCUAAGCCCGAGAGUUCGCCUCCUCCUCCGCCGCCGCCGCCGCCGCCACCACCACCUCCGCCGCAGCCGCCACGCGACAGUCCCGGGGACUCCAGCUUCGCCAGCCCGACCGAGGUGGUCCUCGAGCGGCUGGAGCCCGCGCAGGACCCGGGGAGGAAGCCGGAGCCCAAAAAGGAGGACGAGGAGAGAAAAACAAAGUUCGACCCGGAAAACCCAUCAGCGAGUUGGAUCUACGCCAAGUCCACCAGGAAGAAGAGGUGUCCGUACACCAAGCACCAGACCCUGGAGCUGGAGAAGGAGUUCCUCUUCAACAUGUACCUGACCCGGGACCGGCGCCUGGAGGUGGCGGCACUCUUAAACUUGACAGAGAGACAGGUGAAGAUCUGGUUCCAGAACAGGCGGAUGAAGAUGAAGAAGCUGAUGAUCAGAGAGAGGAGGGGUGGGAAUGAAUGA